Xyrauchen texanus (razorback sucker) is the source of this 869-nucleotide messenger RNA. RefSeq lists its product as uncharacterized. The transcript has 7 exons. NCBI's taxonomy places the organism in Eukaryota, Metazoa, Chordata, Actinopteri, Cypriniformes, Catostomidae. The record is from RefSeq and is a predicted model, not a curated record. The coding region runs from base 1 to 858 and encodes 285 amino acids.
AUGGGUGCCACACUCUCAGGGGCCGAGAAACCUAUAAAGUGGACUGCUGAGAUGGACAUGGCUUUCAAAGAUCUACACAACAGCCUCAGCUCUCCACCAGCCCUGGGCUUACCAAACUAUGGUGAACCUUUUCAUUUGUACAUGCACGAUGCAGCAGGCACAGCAGCAGCGAUCCUCACUCAGUCUCAUGGUGGAACAUACAGACCAGUGGCGUACUUGUCAAAAACCUUAAAUGCAGUCGCCAAAGGCCUCCCUGCAUGCUUGCGAGCAGUUGCUGCUGCGACGUUGAUGGCACAAUACGCAGAACCAAUAAAAAAAAAAAGUCAUAUAUCUGGUACGGGGGGUGGCCCUCCAACCCAAGACUUCACCACAGCAGAGGAGCUGGCCCUGGACUUAAAUAAAGGGAAGCCAGUGAUUGAAGGGAUCCAGGGAGGGACAGCCACUGACUCUGGCCCAGCAAGGGAUACUGGCCUCUUCAUACAAGUGGCUGGCAACACCAUUACACUUUUGGAGCCACCAGACUAUGAUUCGCCGAGGGAAGCCAUAUCUACAGCAGUGGAGUGCACUUCUGCCGAUGAUGAGACCGUGUCGCUGGACUCCAGAAGGCUCAAGGAUCCUGACACUGGGCAGCCUGAUAAGCAGCCUGGUAACAUAAAUUCACAAACUGUCAGAUAUCUCUACACAACGCAUCUUAAGAGACAGAUCGAGCUGUCAGAAGUCAAGAUUGAUGUGAACAAAAGAAAGCUGCAGGACAUGGACCUUGAGAUGCAAAUUAAACGCAAGACACUGAGGAAACUAGAACUGGAAAUCCAGAAACUAGAAAGAGAAGUUUGGCAGAAGGAGGCAGACGAGGAGUGAGGAUCUACGUG